Messenger RNA from Rhipicephalus microplus (southern cattle tick), 4631 nucleotides. It is a transcript of the gene Vps8, whose product is annotated as vacuolar protein sorting 8. The record is from RefSeq and is a predicted model, not a curated record. Gene Ontology annotation, biological process: endosomal vesicle fusion; protein targeting to vacuole. Gene Ontology annotation, molecular function: protein binding. NCBI's taxonomy places the organism in Eukaryota, Metazoa, Arthropoda, Arachnida, Ixodida, Ixodidae. Gene Ontology annotation, cellular component: HOPS complex; late endosome.
AUGGCGGUGGAAACAGCUGUCGCGCUCUGUGUACAGUCAACUAUCCUCGCGUGGCUAACAUUUGCACAUGUGUAAAUUGAGCUAGUUUCUACUCGGGCUUAGUGUCCGAGUUUGUAUCGCCUCCAUUCUGGCUCCUGCGUGGCCGUCGUCAUCCCAAAGAUGUCCAGGCGGCGGCGUGCCGGUGUGUACAGUUGGCGAAGGAGGUGUGUGGGGGCGUUUUCCCAUCCGGUAUGCAUUCGGCCCGUCUGUAAAGCUGCUCCCGCUGCAGUGAUAAACUCUUUGUUAUUGAAAACGACCGAAUUGUGCCUCCUCUAUUCAGCCAGACACUCGGGAGAUCAAACUAGGCGACGAGUGUGGUCGAUUUCGUUCAGUGGUGGACGUUGACCUAACCAGUGGUUGUGUUGUGGCUGUUGCUGUGCUCCAGCUACAGGGCCUGCCUCCUUCCCUGUGCGAUUGUGUAAGGGUUCUUUGUGGCGGCAACGACAUGGACGACUCCAGUGACGUCGUCGACGACCGACUGCGAAGUGAUUCCAUCGCUACAGAGGACGCCGCGCUUGCGUUUGAUAUAGAGGAGUUGGACGACAAGGAAUUUGAGUUGCCACCCGUGGAAAACCCCCCAACGCUGGAAAGCAUAUUGAACGAAGUGGAUGGAGGCUCGCUGAGUGACGAAGAAGUGCCAAACCAAGCACUCUUCCACGGAAACUGCGAUUCGGUCUCACUUGCCAGUGCCGACUCGAGGAAUCUACCGACUGAUCGAGUUAGUGCUCGUCCGAGCAGCAUCUUGCGACAUGUCAUCCUGCGAGGAGUGUCUUCCCAGCUACGGUCAGCCAUGGAGCGCGUUGACUCUGGAAAACCCACCGCUAUGGCCGUGUCCUCACUAAUCGCUGUGGGAACCUUCCACGGCUUGGUGCUGGUGUUUGAUCCCGAACAAGCUUUGAAGUGGUGCCUGGGAAGCAUACAGCUGGGCGAGCAGUAUGGUUCCGUGUCCGCGAUGGGCUUCAAUGGCGACUGCAGCCGGCUACUUUGCGGAUAUGCCAAAGGUCAGCUGACAAUGUGGGACCUGUCGAAUGGAAAGCUGCUACGAACAAUCACAGACAUCCAUCCGCCUCAGAUGGCCAUUCUGCAUGUCAAGUUUACAGACGAUCCAACGCUUGCCAUCUGCAGCGACAGCGGUGGCUCUGUAUAUGAACUUAACUUUAGAAAGGUGCUCAACAGCCGGACGUGCGACUCGGUGUGCAUUUUUUCCGGAAGUCGGGGCGAGGUCUGUGCCAUGGAGCCGCUGCACGUGAGCCCCGAGGUGUCGCGGCACCCUGCCCAGGAGGUGUCCUUGCUGGCGUUGGCGACUGUCACCAAGGUUAUUGUGGUGACUGUGCGCCCGGUGCUGCGUGUUCGUUUCACCCAUUCUCUCAGAGCAGACCCAAACACAUUGCCGCUGCUGAGCUGGCAGUUUGUGGUCAUCCAGGUGUCUGCUUCAACGCGAAUCAUCGACCCUGUGCUAGCCUUUGGUCGCCAGGGCACCAUAUACUUUUUCCAGGUCAACAUUCCAAGCUUCGACAAAAUGGUUUUUGUGCCUUUACAGAAAAUACAAGUGCAAUACACAGUGCAGAAUUUCACUUGGCUGAACUCACGAACGUUUGUCGCAUUAGAUACGUCGGAAAAUCUUCAUGUGCUUGAUGUUAGGUCGCAAGAAGAACUUGAGGUGCUGGACAUGUCAGAUGUGCAGAUGGUUUAUGGUACGAGCCAUUUCAAAGGGCACGCUACUGGUGGCAACGUGAGCAAGGCUAUGGUGGCUGCAGCCGAGCGAGCUUGCUACCACUCUAUGGCAGGUUGUGGGGCCCAAGUUCUGCUUCUGGGCCUGACAUCCGUUCAUGUGCUCAGCCUCCGCACAUGGCUAGAAAGGCUGGAACUCUUGUAUCAACAGCAGCAAUAUGCAGAGGCCCUCCGCCUGACGUGCAGUCUUUACCGAGAUGAGGCAAAGGCAGUGUGUGGUCUGGUGGGCAAGAAAGUUCGCCGCCAGCACCAGGUGGCCACUUAUGCCCAGCAGCUGCUUGAGGCCCUUGCGGCUGGCCCGCCUGACCGAAUUCAACCUGUGGUGCCCCUGUGUGUCCAGCUUGCUUUGCUGAUCAAGGAGCAUGUGCCCGAUAUAUUGGAUAAGCUGUAUACUAUGCUGCCAACUGAGGUGAAAGGCAAGUUCCUAGACAGCCUUCCAGUGCAUCUGCUGGAUGGUGAGCUGCGUAGCCCCAGCCCUGCCUUGGCCAAGGACUUGGUGAGCCAAUUGGCCAGCAUGGACCAGUUCGAGCUCUUGGAACGUUGCCUUGUGUGCCUGGAUGUGGCGUGCCUGGACCUCCACCAGGUGAUGACACUGUGUUGGAAGCACAGCUUGUACGAUGGCAUCAUCUAUGUGCACAAUCAAGCCUUGAAUGAUUUCACCACACCCAUUAAGGAACUGAUGGCUGUAUUGUGGCAAGCCCUAGAGUCUGGCAAGCAGCUGACAGACAACCAGGUGCUUUUGGGCAACAAAAUGUUGGUUUACAUAAGUUGCUGCUUGGCAGGGCGAGGCUACCCACAUGGGGAACUUGCUGCAGAUCAGGUGGCUGUAGUUAAGAAGGAUGUGUUUCAAUACAUCACUUCUCUGCGAGGAUCAGGCACUGAUAAUCAUGGGACAUUUCCAUAUCUGAGGACAUUGCUUCACUUCAGCACCAGAGAGUUCUUGAAUGUACUGGCCUUGGCUUUUGAGGAACCGGAGUUUGGCACAGAGGCAGGGUUGGCACAAAAGCAGCGCCUGGUUGAUAUCUUGCUUCAGAUUAUGGUCCAGGGUGAAGGAUUUCUGCCUACGCAAGUGGGAGCCCUGUUCACAUUCCUGGCCAGGCAGUUGGCACAACCGGAUAACAACCUCUUUGUUGACAGGCUCCUCUUCGAGCAAGUACUGGAGCAUUUGACGCACCCUGGGGAUGAGACGCAGCAAGAGGAACGCCAGCAGGCUCUGCUUGAACUGCUGCAAGCAGGUGGCUUGGCUUCAGUCGACCAAGCACACCUUCUUGAUCUCGCUGAGCAGGCCCGUUUUUAUCGGGUGUGCGAGUACUUAUACGAGAAGCAACGCUUAUACCACAAAGUUUUUCUAUGCUACUUAAAUGACCCUUCCCGCGAGCUACAGAGUUUUGACUAUGCCGUGCGCAUCUUUGCCAGCCCCAAUGUGAGUGAGAAGGAGAAGGCACUUCUUGAAGACCAGCUCGUUAACAGCCUCGAGGCCCUCAUGAAAGUGGACAGCAGGGCCACUUCACAGCUGAUGCUGCAGUACCUUGCCCAUCGCGUGGAUGACAUCAUGCGCCAUCUGGAGGGUCAGCCGAAAGUGCUCUAUCAGUUUUUGAAGGGUGUCUGGACUAGCAGGGAAGCCUCCAGCCUGACUCAGAGUGCCAAAGACACAGAUAGCAUGACUGCUGCAGUUCAGGAGCAGUACACUGAGCUCAUGUGCCAAUUUGAGCCAGAUGCGGUGGCCCCCUUUCUGGUCUCUGCAGAAGGCUAUCGCAUAGAGGAAACGCUGGAGAUCUGCCGCAGGCACAACGUCUUGGAUGCCACAGCUUACCUGUUGGAGAAGACUGGUGAUGUUCACGGGGCUUUGCACAUACUACUGCAGGUGCUGGAUGAAAAGUUACAGGCAUGCGCCCAGCAGGGCCCCAUGCGAGAACAACUGCUGCAGGAGGCACGUGUGCGACUUCAGGCUGUAGUGCAGCUGUGCCAGCGCAGCUGCCCCUUCCUGAGUGCAGCCGAACGUGAGGCCCUCUGGUUUCCGGUCCUCGAGAGGGUCAUGGCACCCCAGCGUCAGCUACGAUCGGCUUUGGGUGCUGACAAAGACUUCCUGUCGCUGACCCACCAGCUUUUGGGGAGCAUGAUGGGCUUUGUGGCUUUACCAAACAUCCUGCAUAAGCUCAUGCAGGAUCCAGCUUACAACACGGGCAAGUUCGGUGAAGUGCGCCACUUUGUCAUGAAGAUGCUGGAUACACACAAUUACGAGAAGGCACUUCUACGUACCACUAAUCGGUUGCUGAGCAGUGAUGUGCACAUGCACCUACGCCAGCUCAAGGCAGCCGCCAACAGGGCGUAUGUGUCGCACACAGCUGCCUGUGUUGCAUGUAAUCGAGGCUUCUUCGAGCCAGGUGGUGUCGUCAUGUUUCGUUGCAGCCAUUGCUACCACAAGUCCUGUCUGGCAGCCCUUGGUCCUGGAGAACGAGCUAGUGAAGUGUACUGCCAGCGCUGCAGAACACAGCCACUGGGACAACCCUUGGAGUGCCCCACUCAGGUGGCAUCGAGCACAUCGCGAAGCCUCCCAGACACAUUACUGCCAGUGCUGCUGAAAGACAACCUCCAGCUCCACCUUGCACCUGCGCGUUCUCCAGACAUCAAGCUGGACAUCUGAAUUAGCUCCACGUUGUCGACUCACAUACACAGCUCUUGUGCAAUGCAGGAAAACACUUUGAAUGAAUUGCGUAGUAACUGGACACCGUCUGUUUGGUUUAACCAAAUGAACUGCACCCAGAGCGCAUUAAGUGGAAACAUAUUAAUUUUAUUUUAAGGGUUAGUGUCUAACAUAAAUAAAUAGAAAUCGAAGCAGUAAAACCAAGAUGGUUCUCCAG